CCCGCUCGCCUCUUGCUGUCCCCCACCGGCCCCGCAGCCCCCGCGGAGGGCGGGGAGAUGCAGCCCCCGGGCCCCCAGCAGCCGCCGCUCUAUGCGCCCAGCAACGGGGAUUUCACCUUUGUCUCCUCAGCAGACGCCGAAGAUCUUAGUGGCUCCAUAACAACUCCAGAUGUUAAGCUAAAUCUUGGAGGAGAAUUCAUCAAAGAAUCUUCUGCAACUACAUUCCUAAGACAGAGGGGGUAUGGCUGGCUUCUGGAAGUGGAAGAUGAUGACCCAGAAGAUAACAAGCCACUCCUGGAAGAACUUGACAUCGAUCUGAAGGAUAUUUACUACAAAAUUCGAUGUGUGUUGAUGCCUAUGCCAUCUCUUGGGUUUAACAGGCAGGUAGUGAGAGACAAUCCAGACUUUUGGGGUCCUCUGGCAGUAGUCCUGUUCUUCUCAAUGAUUUCAUUAUAUGGACAAUUUAAGGUGGUUUCUUGGAUUAUAACUAUUUGGAUAUUUGGAUCCUUGACAAUUUUUUUACUGGCCAGGGUUCUUGGAGGAGAGGUUGCUUAUGGCCAAGUUCUUGGUGUGAUAGGAUACUCCCUACUUCCCCUCAUUGUCAUAGCACCUGUACUUUUGGUGGUUGGAUCAUUUGAAGUUGUUUCUACCCUAAUAAAAUUGUUUGGAGUCUUUUGGGCUGCAUACAGUGCUGCAUCAUUACUAGUUGGAGAAGAAUUCAAGACCAAGAAACCCCUUCUAAUUUAUCCAAUCUUUUUAUUAUACAUUUAUUUUCUGUCCUUGUACACUGGGGUGUGAUCUAGUACAAGAUGUGUCCAGGAACGGUAUUUUAUUCCCUUGCAGACUGAUAAUGCGUAAGAUUAAGGAGGCUGGAGAUAAUACAAGUGACUGUUUUGUAUCCAGUUGUCAAGAUGUUUUAAGAUCGAAGAGCAUAUUUGUGUAUAUUAUUUAAUGAAGCAAUUGUAGCUAUAUAGAUUUGUAUCAAAGUUCUAGGUUUGUUUAAGACUCUUCAGAUUUUAAUGAGCAAAAUAAAAGAACCUUGUGUUUUAUAAAGAACUGUAGCAAAACCAUAACUCGAUACCUGUGCCAAAAGCACUAGGACCAGAUUACUAUAUUUGAGG
Neopsephotus bourkii (Bourke's parrot) is the source of this 1121-nucleotide messenger RNA. RefSeq names its product Yip1 domain family member 4 (gene YIPF4). The record is from RefSeq and is a predicted model, not a curated record. Gene Ontology annotation, cellular component: membrane; trans-Golgi network. Bases 58 to 798 code for a protein of 246 amino acids. Gene Ontology annotation, biological process: endoplasmic reticulum to Golgi vesicle-mediated transport; vesicle fusion with Golgi apparatus. Lineage: Eukaryota; Metazoa; Chordata; Aves; Psittaciformes; Psittacidae. The transcript has 6 exons.